GUUUUAGCGGAAGGUUAAAUUGGUUGUCUAUAUUUUUCUCGAACGUAUGUCCGCUUUUCGAAGAAUAAGCAAAAGGCUUGUUUUGGUUGGAGCAAUAUCUGGCGUCGGUGCUGCACUUUUAAUGGAAGUUGUUCCCAGAGUUAAUGAAGCCAGAAGGACGAAGGCUUUACUGUCGAGACCUAAACCUUCAGAACAGGAGUUCAAACGUUUUGAGCGACCCUUGCCAACUAGAGAUGAACACCUCAAACGAAUGGCAUCGGGUGAACUUUUCGAUGUCUUAGUAAUUGGUGGUGGGGCAAGUGGUGCUGGCGUUGCGUUAGAUGCUGCAUCUAGAGGUUUAUCGACAUGCCUUAUUGAAAGAUUAGAUUUUGCUUCGGGUACCUCCUCUCGUUCAACCAAACUUAUUCAUGGUGGUGUUCGAUACCUGCAAAAGGCUAUAUUUAAUUUGGACAUUGAACAGUUUCGUAUGGUUAAUGAGGCACUUAGUGAACGAUCUAAUCUAAUAGAUAUAGCUCCACAUCUAGCCUAUCCAUUACCAAUCAUGUUGCCCAUAUAUAAAUGGUGGCAAGUUCCGUAUUAUUGGGCUGGUAUUAAAAUGUACGACUUAAUAUCUGGUGCUCAAAUACUAAAAGCCAGUUAUUAUCUUAAUAAAUCACAGGCAUUAGAACGAUUUCCUUUAUUGAAACGUGAUAAACUAGUCGGUGGAUUAGUAUAUUAUGAUGGCCAACAAGAGGAUGCUCGUAUGUGCUUAAGUAUUGCAUUAACUGCGGCUCGUUAUAAUGCUGCGAUUGCUAAUUAUGUUGAAGCUAUUGAAAUAAUUAAACAACCAUCUCGAACUAAAUCAAUUUCAUUGAAAUCUACAUUAGAGAAAACAUCUGAACCAGUACCGACAGUUUCAGGUGCACGAGUUCGAGAUAGAUUAACUGGUAAAGAAUUCACAAUCAAUGCUCGUUGUGUGAUUAAUGCAACUGGUCCAUUUACAGAUAGUAUACGACAAAUGGAUAAUAAAGAACAACCUACUAUUUGUCAACCUAGUUUAGGUGUUCACAUUAUUCUUCCUGGUUAUUAUAGCCCUACUAAAAUGGGUUUACUAGAUCCAGAUACGCGUGAUGGUCGUGUGAUCUUCUUUUUACCAUGGAUGAAUUAUUCAUUAGCUGGCACUACAGAUACUGAAUGCAAUGUUACUGAUCAACCUUCGCCUUCCGAAGCUGAAGUGAACUUUAUCUUGGAAGAAAUUAGUAGUUAUCUUUCUCCGGAAAUCCAAGUUCGCCGUGGUGAUGUACUGUCAUCUUGGGCAGGUAUUCGACCACUUGUUCGUGACCCAAAUUCUUCUGAUACACAAUCGAUUGCACGUAAUCAUAUUAUUGAUGUUUCGCCAUCUAAGUUGAUAACAAUUGCUGGUGGUAAAUGGACAACUUACAGAAGUAUGGCAGAAGAAACUGUAGAUAAAGCGAUAAAGGUAUGUGAUCUUAAACCAACUGGUCCAUGUCGUACCAAAGGUCUUCUUUUAGAGGGUGCUCAUGGUUGGUCACCAAAUCUAUUUAUACAAAUUGUUCAAGAAUAUGGUAUGGAUGUUGAUGUGGCACGCCAUUUAACUGGAAUUUAUGGUGAUAAAGCUAUCACUAUAGCUAAUAUGUCCAAACUAACUGGUUUAAGAUGGCCAAUAUUAGGUAAAAAAUUACAUCCUGAAUUUCCCUUUAUUGAAGCUGAAGUGGAAUAUGCAUGCCGAGAAUAUGCUUGUCAUGUUGUCGAUUUUCUUGCGCGUCGUACUCGUUUAGCAUUUUUGAAUGUACGAGCUGCGGAGGAAGCUUUACCAAGAAUUGUCGAUUUAAUGGGUGAGCAUUUGAAAUGGAACAGUGAAAGAAAAAAGCAAGAAAUGCAAGAGGCAGAGGUAACUUGCAAUCAGUAGUAAGAAUGAAUCCAACCAGUCACUUGAUAAUGAUUCAAGAACAAUCAUAUAACUAUUUGUGUUGUUUGUUAUGGACAUACUCUAUAGUCAUCUGACAACUACAUACUAAGCGAAAACCUCGUUUCCACCAGAGUGGUACAAAGAACUUUUUAAAAUCUGAAAUGGGUCUUGGUCUGCGUGUUAUGGAAGGUGUUCGUAUGGAUUUGACUAUUGAUGAAAUUAGUAGUCUUUUACAAAGUUUCCGUAAACUUGAUCAUGGCACUAAAGGAUAUGUUUCAUUGGAUGAUUUACGCAAAUUUUGUACUUUUAUGAGUGCAAUAAAAUCUGGCGUUGUUGUCAACUCACCUCUAAAGAAAGUAUUAAGUCGUACUCGAAUUCCUGUUUAUAGAAGUGGUGGUGGUGUUUGAAAGAAAACUGUUAUUCUGUUUAGAAACUUUCGCAAUGAUAAUAGCAAUAAUAAGGAUAAGUGCCCCUUAUCUUUACUUUUUUUUCUCAAAAGUUAACUUAUUUCGCUCUGUGUUUUGUUCACUCUUAGUGUUAUGUGUCUACAUGUGAUUGCCGAUUGUGCUUUUUUGAAGAUGUUGAAUCGACUACAAGAAUGGUGCCAUUAUGAUUAUUGUUAAUCGCCACUUUAGUACUAUCACAGAUUUCUAGUUGGACUAUCUUUUUUUCACUUUUUAUUGCUCUUAUCUAGGUAAGCUGAGAUUGUUGUAGAAUGUGUGCACGUAUGAGUGACUUAUUUUAGUAAUUUUGCAUUUUUAAAGUUAUAGUGUGUAUAGAUCAAAAAACGUACCUGAUUUUUUGGUUUAAUUUUAGCUAGUUAUAUCAAUUAUUCAAUAAAAUGCAAAAAUAUUCUUCAACACUCGGAAAACUAUUUUCUAUCUCAUAAUUGUAUUUUUCGUCGUUAUUAUCAUUAACUUUAGCUAUUUAUCACUUCCAAAACAGCAUCAUUUGUCCACCUACUACUGUCUAUCACAGCAACUAUUAGAAAUUUUUACUCUUUAAUCUUUUAUUUGUUAAUAAUCAUGUUCAGUGUGUAUCGAUUUAGUUCACAAGUUAACUUUCUUCUCGUUAAUUUUUGUUCAUAUAUUACAUUCUUUUUGUCAACUAUGUUCGGGAUUGUUUACAAAUUUUUGUUUGAGUAUCCAUACCUUGUGAUAAAGUCAAUACACUUAUACAACCCUCCAAACGUA
Schistosoma spindalis is the source of this 3102-nucleotide messenger RNA. Lineage: Eukaryota; Metazoa; Platyhelminthes; Trematoda; Strigeidida; Schistosomatidae. The record is from the annotation of a GenBank genome assembly.